GUAGUAUUACAUCUGUGUGCACCACCACAUCGAAGCAGCAAGCCCUAGUUACUUGUGACUCCCCACAAUUUAGUUCGAGGAAUAAAUUUUGCUCACUUUUGAUUUCGCUAGGUUAAAUUAGCCAGAAUGGCUUCGAACGCAGAAACAUGGCUGUUGGAGAAUGGAAACCUGAAGUGCUUGAGCAAGGAGAUGAGGCAUGGUGUCCGGACAGCCCAUAACAUGUCAUCAUCCUCUUUGCGCAAGAAAUCUGAAAUUGCCCUAGUCUCAAAAGUGCCUUACCGUUUCGUUAGAGACUUUCUGGCUAAUCUUCAAGAAGUCAUUCUCGGAACAAAGCUUUCUGUCCUCUUUCUUGCAAUUCCAUUUGCAAUCGCCGCUCAAUGCAACCACUUCGGAAGACCGUGGGUUUUUGCGUUGAGCUUGCUUGGACUCACUCCGCUCGCAGAACGCGUCAGCUUCCUCACAGAACAAAUAGCAAUGUAUACCGGACCAACAGUUGGGGGGCUCCUAAAUGCAACCUGUGGAAAUGCAACGGAGCUGAUCAUAGCAAUACUGGCACUGGUCCAGCACAAAGUAGACGUGGUGAAGUACUCUCUCUUGGGUUCUGUGCUUUCCAACCUCCUCCUGGUGCUCGGAACCUCUCUUUUCUGCGGUGGCCUCGCCAACGUCACCAAGGAACAAAAGUUUGACAGGAAACAAAGUGAUGUGAACUCCAUGCUGCUGUUGCUGGGACUGUUAUGCCACCUGCUGCCCCUCAUGCUUAAAUACUCCCGGAAUUCAUCGGAUGUUUUCGCCUUGGAGACAACCGUUGUCUCUUUGUCGAGAGUUAGUUGCAUUUUGAUGCUCAUCGCCUACUUGGCCUAUCUUGUUUUCCAGUUAUGGACCCAUAGACAAUUUUUCGAGGCACAAGAGGAUGAAGACGAAGACGGUGACGGAAUUGCAGAGGAAACACCAGUGAUUGGAUUUUGGAGCGGAUUUGCUUGGUUGGCAGGCAUGACUGGUGUCAUUGCUUUACUAUCCGAGUAUGUUGUGGCCACAAUCGAGGCUGCAUCCGACACCUGGGGUCUCUCUGUCAGCUUCAUCAGUCUAAUUUUGCUACCAAUUGUUGGAAACGCAGCAGAACACGCCGGAGCCAUCAUAUUUGCUUUCAAGAAUAAACUGGAUAUCUCUUUGGGGGUCGCUCUAGGUUCGGCAUCUCAGAUUUCCAUGUUUGUGCUUCCCUUGACUGUGAUUGUUGCUUGGAUUAUCGGCAUCAACAUGGAUCUUGACUUCAAUCUCCUCGAAACCGGUUCUCUUGCUCUAUCCAUAAUUAUCACGGCCUUCGCUCUGCAGGACGGGACAUCUCACUACAUGAAAGGAUUGGUACUUCUCUUGUGUUACGUGGUUAUUGGAGCGUGCUUUUUUGUUUCCAGAUCCCCACCCAACCAAGACCCAGCAAAUGUUGUCGACUUCGGUAUGAAAUCAUCUGCCCAUGGAAUCUUGAGAGUUUGAGCAGAGGAGUCGGAACGUGAUCGCCAUGGGGUGCUAGUCUAUGCUGGCGGCCGACGAUAGUAAAUAAAUAAAUAAAUCAAUCAAGUUUACAUCCAUCCACCCAUCCAUUUGUUAAUUCUUUCAUUUGGAUUGGUUUUAGUUGCAAGCAGCAUGGUGUCGGAGGUUGGAGAUGACGCUGUGGUAUUACUACUAUGAUAUCGUUCGGUCCAUUUACGAGUCUUUAUUCGCUACCCGUAUUUUCUUCAAAUUGAGUUGAGACUUGAGAGUGUCGUAUAUAUACUGCUAGUAAGGUCUGGCUGUGCUCACCCUAAAGUGUUUAAGGGUACUACUAGUAAGGCAUGGCUGUGCCCACCCUAAAGUGUUUAAGGAUAACAAAGAUUGUUUAUGAGUUGAGUAUCAUGUGUAAAUAUAUUAUAAAGAGCAUCUUAAUGCA
Coffea eugenioides is the source of this 1921-nucleotide messenger RNA. Its product is annotated as vacuolar cation/proton exchanger 3-like. Gene Ontology annotation, cellular component: plant-type vacuole membrane. The record is from RefSeq and is a predicted model, not a curated record. Bases 127 to 1488 code for a protein of 453 amino acids. Lineage: Eukaryota; Viridiplantae; Streptophyta; Magnoliopsida; Gentianales; Rubiaceae. Gene Ontology annotation, biological process: calcium ion transmembrane transport; intracellular calcium ion homeostasis. The transcript has 12 exons. Gene Ontology annotation, molecular function: calcium:proton antiporter activity.